Xylaria bambusicola is the source of this 2480-nucleotide messenger RNA. RefSeq lists its product as uncharacterized. Bases 335 to 2365 code for a protein of 676 amino acids. NCBI's taxonomy places the organism in Eukaryota, Fungi, Ascomycota, Sordariomycetes, Xylariales, Xylariaceae. The record is from RefSeq and is a predicted model, not a curated record. The transcript has a single exon.
CAUGGAUACUAUGUAGUGGGUACAUUUAAAUACCUAUGUAGUUCCUGGUUAGAGAAGCAACCAGCAGGCAACUAGGUACGUACAUACAUAUGUACAAUGUACUUAUGUAGGUACCUAUGUAGGUACCUACGUAGGUAGGGCACUCGAUUUCCCCCCUUGGCUGCCGCAGACCAGCGACCGGGUUUUGCACAUUAAUAGUAUUUUCCCGCUGCUGUGUCCCAACAUCAAUCUCCUAAUUCUGCACCUUGUACAUUCAAUGGACUUCCUAAAACCGCCUUUAGCGAAAUAGAUUGCUUAGGAGAGGGGGAUCGCCCUCUGUUAAGGGCUCGCGUCCAUGGCCGUGCCGUCCAGUUCGCAAUGCUACCAGGCCGUUCGUCGUCAUUUACGGCCUCAUCAUGACAGUAUAUGGGUGCCCGAGAGUCUACUUGCCUCGACCUUCGAGCGAUAUGCUGCGACAUUCUACUCAGGCGCGCGCUAUGGGUCCUCCGUCCCUGGCCCCAUGGAGCAUAGGAAACGUCUGGCGAAAAGACAUAUGGGAGAAUUGCACUUUGGACAGUCGCAUUCCUCCGCGCCGGUAUGGGACUUGGCAAACCUGGUCGACCUAACACAGUGGAAAUGGUCACCUCCAACGCUACCCGAUGCAAGGCGCCGGCAGAACGUGAAUGUCCCAAAGACGCGCCGACUUUUCGACGCUGCAUUGAGUCGAUUGCGAUCACUAUCUCCUCCACGUGACGAUGCUACAGACCAUCUCGAAACUCCCGAUCGGAUACUGCUGGCCGAAAACGUUAUUCUAAGUGGAGUGGCAGAGAUAUUGCCCUCGGUCUCAUGGGGUGCUAAGCAUACUCCCCUAGACGUCAUCGCAGCGGCUUUAAAUUCGUUAUCUCUUCCCGGGUCGGAUGAGGUAAAAAAUCCGUGGCCGUCCUUCUCCAAGUUCUGUGAUAGCUGGCACCAAGCUUUAUCAGAUGGGCUGUUUAAUGGCGAGGCCAUUACCCAGAUUCUGACAGGCAUCAGUGAGUGCUUGAGCACGGAGUUCAUUGACGUCUUUAGCGCAAGGAGGACUGAUCAGCUCAAGCUCCGUCUUCUCGACGCAACGAUAGAGGGCCUCUCCAAGAGGCAGAUUGCUAAUACAACAACGUUUGACUACGUUGCGUGGAACAGCAUCCUCCAUGAAAUGAGCACUGUUCAGAUGAAUACUGUACGUGUGUUUGCAAAGGCCAUGGCUUGCAUUCCAAAGUCAUGCAUAGACGCUGUUUUCCCGGGCAUGUUGGAAAACCUGGAUGCCUUUCUCAAGGCUUUGGGGCAAGUUACCGCGCUACCAACGAAAACUCGACAGACUCGAAAGAUGGCCAUAUCUCUGUAUAGUCUUGGAGAACCUGAACAUCGCUUCUACUUGGACGAGGUCACCAAAAUGGUCGUAGGGUAUAAAAGCGUUGCCGGUAUCGAUUAUACAGAGGCUCGCUACGGCUGGCUUCAGCUUCUUGCGCGACUGCCAGGUGUAGAUAGGGCUUACCUUUCCCAGGCCUGUGUCGCCCUAGAAGCUGGAUCGGUUGCCCGUCCUCUGACAGACUUCGAGGUCUGUCAGUUGUUUUUGUUGUGGGCCAAUGCUCAGGCUCCGCUCGAGCGAUAUAUAGAGCUGCACAACAUUAUUCUAUGGCGUACGGAGACUUACUCUGUACUUGGCGCUUUGCUCUGGAAGUCCCGCCAAUUUAUUCUUGCUAAGCAAUUUAGCAAGUUUCUGCAUGCUAUUGGCCGUGAGACACAUAUAAUUUCACUAGUUAAAGGAGUCGGUCAUAUUCGGAGGGGACCGCCUCGGCUGGCGAAGAUGGCACUAGGCAUGCGAAGGCCGUCAGCUGCUGUUGAAAUCCUCUGUCUCUUUGAAGAGAGUACGAGAAACCAGUUGUCUUUCUGGGAAUCUAGGUUUGGCUUUAAAGCACUAGAAAUUCUCAGCUGGGCGCCUGGUUUCAACCAUAGAAAACUUUAUAAUGCACUCCAUUUCAAAACAGGCUGGACUACCAGGAUAGGGCGGCAAAGCCCUCGCAGGGCGGCAGCCCAGAGCCAUAUCAAUAAGCUAGUUGCCGUGGGCAUUGUGAGUGCAUUAUCGCCACACAUCAGCGAGCGAAAAGCCUUAUCUCUGAUGUUAAGUUGCUACGCCAACAUACGAAGGCACGGGAAACAACCCUCUUUGCCCUUUUUGCGGGCCUUCACCCACCAUUUGACAAGACAGCUCAAAGAUAAUGGGCCAGGAAUUACCUCACGAUUACGGUAUGCUCUGUAUAUCAUUCACAAACAUCUCGGUCGUGGGGUAGCCUUACAAGCAGGGUUGGCGAUGCAACGGCGGAGGAGGUCCAACUUCGGUCUCAGGUGACAAACACCGGGAUGGAAUGGUCCCGGGCCAGUCAGAGGCGCCAAACAUUCUAUCUACGAUAGCUCCCAUGUAUAUAACAAUCGAGAGUAAUACAAACUAUAUCGAACACUAAGGC